AUGCUGCCGAGGAAGACCCCGAGGGGCAAGACGGGGUUCUUCGGCAUGAGGACAAAGCCCUCCGGCAACUUCGGGGUGGAGUUCAGCGACGCCGACCGCCGCUUUUGGCAAGGCAACUGCCCCACCGUCCACGAGGCCGCGCGUGCCUACGACGUGGCGGUGUGGCGUGCUGGGAGGCCGAAGAAGGACCUCAACUUCCUGGAGAUUGUGACCCAGGCAGAUGCAGAGUUUGUCGUGCCGGUGGGCAUUCGCAUGGAGGAGAUCACUACGAAGAAGAAUAAGAGGCCCGCCAUUGUCGUCAGUCCCGGCGAUAGCGACGAGGCGGCGAUGGCGAGAAGAAGAAGGAAGGAGGACCAGGCCGGCCCCUCGACGGUGAUCUCCGUCGAGCCCUCAGAGGAGGACAGGGGCGAGUCGGAGGAGGAGGACAAGGGCUUUGACGACCCAGACAAGGAUGAGUUCUGGGAGCAGUUUGAGAGCUCCAAUGACAAGGGGUAG
Aegilops tauschii subsp. strangulata is the source of this 495-nucleotide messenger RNA. Its product is annotated as ethylene-responsive transcription factor 5-like. The record is from RefSeq and is a predicted model, not a curated record. Gene Ontology annotation, biological process: regulation of DNA-templated transcription. Gene Ontology annotation, molecular function: DNA binding; DNA-binding transcription factor activity. NCBI's taxonomy places the organism in Eukaryota, Viridiplantae, Streptophyta, Magnoliopsida, Poales, Poaceae.